AUGUCAAAGGGAAAAGUUUGUUUGGCCUACUCCGGCGGUUUGGAUACAUCCGUCAUCCUCGCAUGGCUGCUUGAAGAGGGCUACGAAGUGAUUGCCUUUAUGGCCAACAUUGGUCAGGAGGAAGACUUCGAGGCCGCCAGAGCAAAGGCCCUGAAGAUUGGUGCCACCAAGUACGUGCUUGUUGAUGUCAGAAAGCAGUUUGUUGAGAGUGUUCUCUUCCCAGCUGUUCAAGUGAAUGCCAUCUACGAGAACGUCUAUCUGUUGGGAACAUCUCUUGCCAGACCAGUCAUUGCCCAGGCCCAAAUCCAGGUUGCCGAGCAAGAAGGUUGUUUCGCAGUUUCCCACGGAUGUACCGGAAAGGGAAAUGACCAGGUCCGUUUCGAGUUGGCUUUUUACGCCUUGAAGCCAGACGUCCAGGUUAUUGCGCCAUGGAGAGACCCUCUUUUCUUCGAAAGAUUUGCCGGAAGAAAGGAUCUUUUGGAAUAUGCUGCUGAAAAGAACAUCGAGGUCACACAGACCAAGGCCAAGCCAUGGUCCACUGAUGAGAACAUGGCACACAUCUCUUUCGAGGCUGGAAUUCUGGAGGACCCAGACACCACCCCUCCAAAGGACAUGUGGAAAUUGACCGUUGAUCCAACCGACGCUCCAGAUGUGCCAGAGGACUUCACCGUGGUGUUCGAGAAAGGUCUUCCAGUCAAGCUGGCUCUUGCUGACGGAACCGAGUUCACUGAUCCAGUUGAGAUUUUCAUUGCUGCCAACGCCUUGGCCAGAAGAAACGGUGUUGGCCGUAUCGACAUCGUUGAGAACAGAUUCAUCGGAAUCAAGUCCAGAGGCUGUUACGAGACCCCCGGUCUUACGGUGCUCAGAACUGCUCACAUUGACUUGGAGGGCCUCACUCUUGACCGUGAGGUCAGAGCCAUCAGAGACACCUUUGUGACUCCAACAUACUCCAAGCUGUUGUACAAUGGUAUGUACUUCACCCCAGAGUGCGAGUACGUCAGAGGCAUGAUUGCUCCUUCGCAGAAGACCGUCAACGGUGUUGUUAGAGCCCGUGCUUAUAAGGGAUCUCUGAUCAUUCUCGGAAGAUCCUCCUCAACGGAGAAGCUGUACGAUGCUACCGAGUCUUCCAUGGACGAGCUGACCGGAUUCCAGCCACAAGAGGCUUCUGGAUUCAUCUCUGUCCAGGCCAUCAGAAUCAAGAAGUUCGGUGAGAGCGUCAGGGAAAAGGGAAAGCUCUUGGACUUGUAA
This is a messenger RNA of Kuraishia capsulata CBS 1993, 1248 nucleotides long. RefSeq lists its product as uncharacterized. NCBI's taxonomy places the organism in Eukaryota, Fungi, Ascomycota, Pichiomycetes, Pichiales, Pichiaceae. The record is from RefSeq and is a predicted model, not a curated record. Gene Ontology annotation, molecular function: ATP binding; argininosuccinate synthase activity. The transcript has a single exon. Gene Ontology annotation, cellular component: cytoplasm. Gene Ontology annotation, biological process: urea cycle; L-arginine biosynthetic process. The coding region runs from base 1 to 1248 and encodes 415 amino acids.